AUGUCGUCGCUGCUCCAUCAAGCUCACAGUCUGGCUCUACGUUGUUCCUCUGUUCGUUCCAUGACGACGUCCUCAGUCGUCUCCAAUCGUCCUCUUCGUGUGGGAAUCGUAGGUGCCGGACGCAUCGGACAAGUCCACGCCCAGUGCAUCCAACGUACGAGCGCUGUGGUCCACUUUAUUCAACUGCCAACCCGUGAAUCAGAACCUUAUCGCGCCGAGAAGAUCGCCAAGAAAUACGGUAUCCCCAAUUGGACCAACGACGCGUCCCAAGUUCUUAGUCAUCCAGCGAUUGAUGCCGUAGUCAUCUGCUCACCCACAGAUAAACAUGCAGAGCAGAUCAUCGAAGCUGCAAAGAAUAAAAAGCACAUUUUCUGUGAAAAGCCCGUGGAUCUUGAGCUGGAUGCUGUCAAUAAGGCCAUCAAAGCGACGGACGAUGCUGGUGUGAAGCUUAUGAUUGGAUUCAAUCGUCGUUUCGAUGCCAACUUUGUACGUAUCAAGCAGGUUCUUGACCAUGAUGAGAUCGGCAAAGUUAAUAUGCUGCGUAUCACAAGUCGUGAUCCUGGUCCACCAUCUAUAAGCUACAUCAAAAGCUCUGGGGGGUUGUUUUGUGACAUGACUAUCCACGAUUUUGACAUGGCGAGAUUCCUUAUUGGUGACGAGGUAGAUGAGGUCUACGCCAUGGCGCAGAGCGUGAAUGCCGACAUUGCAGCAGCGGGCGACAUCGACACGGCCGUGGUGCUGCUCAAAUUUCGUAACGGUGUCAUCUGCUACAUCGAGAACAAUCGAGAGGCCGCGUAUGGCUACGAUCAGCGCGUGGAGGUUCUGGGCUCAAAGGGCUCCGUUGCAUGUGACAACAAGCAUUCGAACCAGGUGGUCGUGUCUACGAAAGAGAACGUGCGUCGUGACUUACCGCUUCAUUUCUUCUUGGAGCGCUAUAUGGACGCGUAUGUGGCAGAGAUGGAGGCUUUCAUUCGAGUGUGUACUACAAAUGGUGCUUCAGUUCCUGUAAGUGGCGCUGAUGGUCGUGAGGCUUUGUUGCUGGCUCUGGCAGCGAACAAGUCACUUGCGGAGAACCGACCUGUUAAGGUUGAUGAACUUCGUGUCUGA
Peronospora farinosa is the source of this 1107-nucleotide messenger RNA. The record is from the annotation of a GenBank genome assembly. Lineage: Eukaryota; Oomycota; Peronosporomycetes; Peronosporales; Peronosporaceae.